Messenger RNA from Oppia nitens, 1218 nucleotides. It is a transcript of the gene IFT57, whose product is annotated as intraflagellar transport protein 57 homolog. The record is from RefSeq and is a predicted model, not a curated record. Lineage: Eukaryota; Metazoa; Arthropoda; Arachnida; Sarcoptiformes; Oppiidae. Gene Ontology annotation, biological process: intraciliary transport; non-motile cilium assembly. Gene Ontology annotation, cellular component: Golgi apparatus; intraciliary transport particle B; cilium. The coding region runs from base 61 to 1218 and encodes 385 amino acids. The transcript is spliced from 2 exons.
GAUGUGCCCGAAGAUGAUCACCAAAGUCCUGGACACGCGUUUGCUUUGCUUUUUCAGUCAAUGCACGACUUAAACGAUAAAUUGUUUUCUAUUGAUUACCAGAAAGAGUUUGUCCGCCAAUACAAGUGUCCGCCUAUUAAUCGCUAUUAUUUCUGCCGACAAACCAAUUCUGGACAACAAUUCUAUACAUUCUGUUCUUUGUCUUCAUUUCUUUUACAAAAACUCAAUGCAAACAUCAAAAUCAAUGUCGAAGAGUUUGAUGACCCGAAUGUCACUAUUAAUAAUAUCAUAGAAUCGGCCAAAAAUUUUAUUGAUGUCACUAUUUAUUACAAUAAUGCAAAUAAAUUAAGACUUGGUUUCGGUCACGAAGUCAUCACUUUAUUAAACAAUUUGAUCGAUAAAGUGAUUGAUAGUAACGACAAAAACAAUGAUAAUAUUAUAAUCAAGGGUUGCGAUGAUUUUAAUGAUGAAAAUGUUUUGGAAGAAUUAACUUCAGAUGACAUCAAUGCUAUAGAUUUGGUGGACGAAGACUAUGAUUACAAUCUCGAAGGAGACAAACUUGAGAUUAAAGAAGAAGAAUUGGACGAUAUUAGAGGUGAUAUACAAGACGUUUCUAUAAUGAAGUCGGAUAUGGAUUUGAAUGAAUGGAAAGUUGAAGUCGAAAGAGUUUUACCACAACUUAGGAUUCGCAUCGACCGAAAAAAUAUGGACAACGAGUGGAGAACUCAUUACAACUUACUUUCGACUAAUUAUAAACAAAUGAAGAUAUAUUGCGAUCAAACAUUUGGUUCAAUUGAUACUCUUUUGUAUGAUUUGAGAACAAACGAAGAAAAAGUUAAUUCACGAGAAAAGUAUUUAAAACAACAAUUAGAAGAUGUCAUCGAAGAAUUUGUGUCGGUUCGCAGCAAAGUCUCCAAACUAAGAGAUGAUUACUCUUUGGUGAGCUCUGGUGUCGUCGAGAAGAGCUCACAAUUAGCUGAAGUGACGCAAAUGAUUGAUAGCAUGAAACAAGAGAUGGAAUUAUACGGCAACCAAAUGACUGAUUCUUCGCCACUAAUUGUGGCUAAAAAAGCCAAAGAAGUGCUUAAAGAAGAGCUGAAUGCUAUAGAACUUCAAAUCGGUGUCGCCGUACAGACACUUAUUGACACUUUUAAUGGUAAUACAUUUACAAUGACUUGUGUUAUAAAACAAUUCAAGGAUAAGACUGAUGGGAAUUAA